Messenger RNA from Saccostrea cuccullata (small rock oyster), 348 nucleotides. RefSeq lists its product as uncharacterized. The annotation marks the transcript as partial. The transcript is spliced from 4 exons. The record is from RefSeq and is a predicted model, not a curated record. Lineage: Eukaryota; Metazoa; Mollusca; Bivalvia; Ostreida; Ostreidae.
AUGGAAUUCCAGGGAGGAAGACACAGUUAUACAGUGAAAAUUCUAGUUACCAAUCAAUAUGAACAUGUUGAUAUUGCAUUAAAAGCAAUAAAAACCAGCUUUGACAUUUCUAGUACUGUUUCACCUGUUACAGUCAGUGUUCCAGAGAAUACAAACAACCUAACCUCAAUCCUAAGUAUAACAGCAGAGGCUAGACUUGAAGGCACACAAUAUUUACUCUGGAAUCAAAGUGAUGAUAUGGUGGAAUGGGACUUUGCAGGUACCCAAAAAAAGAUUUCUUUGACGUUAAAGAAAAGGCUUGAAUAUAAAGAAGACAAGCAUUUAUUCCCAAUCACUGUUAGAACAUGG